AUGGGGCCGCGUUUCCGGCCCCGCCAAACGCAACCUGGCAGCACCAUCCAUGUCGUCGCCGAGACGCCUCACCCCGAUGCGCCUUCAUCCGAUGCAGGCCAUAGCGGUUGCGUGCACUCGCCGCAAGCUCCGCUUGUACCCCCUCGCUGCGCCGCUCCUGAGGCGGCGACUACAAGCCUCCCAGAUGCUGCUGCUACGUCUCGGCUAGUUGGAGCCGGAAUGGCGUCGGUGACAGCAGCAGCACCCGUCGCGUCGUCGAGCAAUGCACCCGACGGCACGGCGAUGACGAGAAUCGCGGCAACGACGAUUGCUGCAAUCCCCACUGCUCGCGGUGUUCGAGGUCUUAACUCCAGAGCACCUGACGAGGAGCCGUUACCUGCUGGGGCCAUAGAGCUUCUCUCGUUAGUGCGCGGCGGAAAGGCCGCGCCGCUCUCUCCCCGCCCGCCUCCCGGCAGCCCCUCCGGUUUCCGCCGCGUUCGCCACUUUCGAUCCGCGUCGGUUGGCGGAUCAGUCAUUCCCCGCACUGCGGACAUCGGCGACGCCGACGGCGCGGAUCGCCCAUUCCCGUCGCCUUCCCCGCAGCCUCCACAGCGCAAGGCGACGCCGCCCCUCUCGGCGUCCGCGGGCAGCGCAACCCGACUCUGGAGCCCGCGGGACGCAACUCCCGGAAAUGCUCCCGCCGCGAGUGCUUCCCCGUGGCGCGUCCCCCCCGCCUCCCCCCUUCCUGCCGUCGCAGGGCGGUCCGCUGGCAGGGUGCACGGCGGUGGUGCGGUGGGGAGUGAGUCCCGCGCGCAGGCCGACCGCCAAGCACGCGAGGUGGAGUGGAGCGCGUGGGAGUCCGAGCCCGAGUGGGAGUCGCAAUGGGAAUCCGAGUCGGAGUGGGAGGAGUGCGUUGUGGCGCGUGUGCUGGACGGCUUCAGAGCGCGGAGGAGGUCGCCCAACACGACCAUCGCAGCGGUGCGGCAGCAACCGCAGCAGCAGCCCCAGCAGCAGGAGCAGCAGCAGCAGCAGCAGCGGCAGCAGCAGCGGCAGCAGCAGCAGCAGCAGCAGAGGCGGUAUGAGGCAGUGGGCCAGUCACAGCGCAAGCAGCAGGAGCGGGGUGCUGCCAGCAGCAACCUCCUCGCAGGGCACCCUCCGUGCGCCUCCCCUGCUGUGCCCCCGGCGCUGGUAAGGCGCACAGCCCAUCGCAUUCCGCGGAUUGCCUCCGCGCCUGGCAGUCUCGCACUCAUGGUGCUGGCCGCGGCGGAAGGCGCGAGCACGACUGGUGGAGGGAAAGGUGCAGCGCACGUGACAACCGUCCCUCUUGGCAGCACCAGUGCCCCGUUGCAGCAGAGGAAGGUCACUACCUCGCCUCCCGCCAGAGCCCCUGCUUUGCUGCACCCCUCCCGCCGCGCCUCCCUGCCCCCUUCCCUCAGUUCACCCGGGAGUUCCCCCCAACAACCCGCAAGCUUCCCCAUCCCCCGAAGCUCGUCCGCGGGCACGCCUCUUGCGCCUGUCGCGCUUCUCGCUCCGCUGCCACGCGCCACCCUUUCCGUGCCAGCAGCAGGAGCAGGAGCAACAGGAGCAAGAUUAGCAGGAGCGGUGGGAGCAGGCAUGUGGCACCGUGGAUGUGCUCCUCGUCGGCGUGCAGGAUCACUGGAUGAGACGGGCACGAGGAGGCCGCCACACGCCUGGACACCCACCACAGCCGCUACAGCCUCCACAUCUGCUGAAGUGGCCAGCAGCAGGUUGAGAGGGGGCGGGGGCAGUAGCAGCGGCAUGGGAGAGGGAGGUAAGGGUGUGAGAAGACGUGCAGAGGAAGGUGCUGAGCAACUUCCUGCCACAAUGACACAGGGCCUCCGUUUAAGUGCAGCUUCCUCGGAUAAGCGGCUGGGGAGCCAAAUUUCUGGUGGUAACCAAACAAUUCGUGGCAACCAGUUCUUGGCUGAUCUUGGUGGUAACCAGACUGCCCUUGGCAGUAACCAGGCGUUUGCUGGUAACCAGUUCGCUAUGCACACCCGCAGUCGCAGUGUCGACGCUGUUGGGUAUGAGGCCGGUGGGGGGCAUGCGCGGAUCCCGUCUGCCACUGCAGGUUUGGCGUCACUCGCGGCCACCUUCCCUGCUGCGAGCAUCCAUCCAAGCCCUCCCAUGCCGUCUCCACUUCCAGCUGAUGCCCUCCUGCCAACAAUUGCUUACACUCAGUUCUCUGCUUCUGCUGUUGCUGUUGCUGUUGCUGCUGAUGUUACUGCUGGUGGUGGUGUUACUGCUGCUGGUGCUCAGUUGUCCAAUGCCGCAGUUGUCCAGCGUCAGGUGAAGGUGGGAAAGAGUGUUACUGGCAGCGGCGGUACCACCUUCUUGGCAACAGCAGCAGCAGCGGGCACCGGAACCAUGGGGGUGGCAGGAGUGGUGUUGCUGGCAGCACAGAAAGAGGAAGGGGCAGCGUGGGAGGAGGUGUUGACAGUGUCAAACCAGGUAGAAGCACAGGCAGCAGAAGCAGGGGCAGUGGUGGGAGCGACAGUGACAGUGACAGUGACAGCAGCAGCAGUGCAUGCACGCCCACCACCAUGA
Molecule: messenger RNA, 2547 nt
Organism: Closterium sp. Naga37s-1
Lineage: Eukaryota; Viridiplantae; Streptophyta; Zygnematophyceae; Desmidiales; Closteriaceae
Source: the annotation of a GenBank genome assembly